Ruditapes philippinarum (Manila clam) is the source of this 5817-nucleotide messenger RNA. RefSeq lists its product as uncharacterized. The record is from RefSeq and is a predicted model, not a curated record. Bases 893 to 1816 code for a protein of 307 amino acids. The transcript has 9 exons. Lineage: Eukaryota; Metazoa; Mollusca; Bivalvia; Venerida; Veneridae.
AUAGCAUGUAGGUAGCACUCGUAAAUUGAAGACAAUCUGUGCAGCAAACUGAGAUUUUUCAGUUUAAGUUAUAAAUGCGUGUUUUGAAAAUAUACAGGUGCUGCCUAUCAGUCAACAACGGACCUUCAGUCAAAACGUCAAGAUGUGGACAAGACCGAAGAAAGUGUUCCGCCUAAUUCACAAGAGUCAAAUCAAGUACAAGAGGCCACAGACGAAAAUACAGAUCCGUUACCUAAGGCAAAACUACACAAAGAAACACAGGAGAAAGAUUCAAAUCAAGAAACAAAUCUGGAGAGAGAGGCAAAUCAGGAUAUAGCUACACAUCAAAAGACAGCGAUAAACCAGGGUAUACGUUUUACCCAAAAAUUCUUAGAAUCUAAUCAAGAACGAAAAGUCACCGACGAAAGAACAGCUUCGGUGGCUAAGACAGAACUACAUAACACAGUUCAGGAGAAACAGAAAACUGAAAAUGAUCAGUUAACCCAAGUAAUCUUAGGACAAUCAUUGGGUUCUAUGCAAGGUAAUAAUUCUGUACCUGUAGAACCGGACUUACAUACUCAGAAUCAUAGUCCGGGGACGAUUCACUCCAUAAAAACCAAGGAGACAGAUCGAUUUGAACACCGAGCAGACGUUGAGCAAUCCGUUGAGCAAUCCGAUACUUAUAAGGAUGUUCCUGGUUUGAAUUAUACAAUUAAUAAUAUUAAGAUGUGAUCAGUAAUAAAAUGUCAAUAAUUUUUACAUUAAGGUCUCUUGUCAUAUCAGAUCUCUUAUUCUGCGAUUGUAAACAACAAAUCAUUGCCAUGUUUCCUUCUGUUUCCGUUCUAUUGUAUUGUAUUAUAUUUUUAAAACAUUGUCUUGAAUUUGUAUUUUUAUAGUUUUCUAAAAGGCAUACAUGAUGGUUAACGAAGAUACAUUUUCUGUUUUAUGUUUACCAGUGUCGUCCUUUGAGAAUGAAGAAAUAUCGGAUACUGACGUGUGUAGCAGUGUAGAACCAGGACUUGAGAAGGAAAAUAGCGCAGCCGUUCCGAUGCAUUUUGUGCAAGCCAAUAGGACAGAUCUAACAAAGCAACGUCAAGAAUUACAAACCGCAGAACAGAGGAUAGACGAAACGGGGCAUCAAAUGAUAUCUGAAGUAGUUAAUACGAGAACAAGCCGUUACAAUCAGAAACCUUCAACAACCGUUAAAUCCUUACCUGUCAAUCUUGAAAAUGAAUCAACACCACCACUUAAUCAAAGCAGACCACUUAAUCAGAGCCGACAGUGGAAAUCUUGUGAUAAUUAUGACAACCUUAAUGGAAUACCAGCGGAUGAAACAUACAAACCUGGGAAUCUUAACUACAAUGGAGCGAAUCUAUCAGAAGAUAGCGAUAAUAAAAACGAAGUUAUUCCAACAUCUACAAGUACCAAAGUGUUGACAGAUGCUGUGUCUCAUAAUUCUCAAACAAUAAUUUCGGACGAUCCCAAAGAUACACAAUCGGCAUACAAUGUUGAAAUGCGAUCUAUGCAAGGGGCCACAGGACAAUUUGAAGAAAAUGGAAAUGUUGAAGAGGAAACAAACAAUGGUAGAAGAUCCGGAAAACAUUUCAAAACGCCUGUCAAAGACGAGGGAGUAAUGCAAGCAGGGCAAGAAAAAAAUUUUCUUCAAGAAGACGACACCGCUUGCCUCAUGGAAAAUAAUCAAAGUAUACUACAAGAAGAUGAUGACUUGGAAGAAAUGCAAAAGUUUAUUUCGGAGAUUCAAAAGAAUCUAAUGAAGAAAAAAGGAUGCGAAAGAAGGAAAAAAAUGAAAGUGUUAUUAGACAUGUCGAAGAUUUAAUAUUGAAUAUGUCAAACGAUUAAGAUGGAAGAAAUUUAAGCUAUUUUGUUUAUUUUUCCUACCAGCUUUGACAAACAUAUAGAAAGAAAUAAUAGAUUAAAGAAAUCAAAUAGUGAACUUAUUAAUAUUUUUCAUUAAUAUGUUUAUCAGGAGUGUUUAUCUUUACAGUUGAUCAGAAAUGAUGUUCUUUAUGCCAAUUAGAACUUUUUAUGCUUGCGAGUGUCUGUCUUUAUGCAAAUUAGAAGAUUUAAUGUUUUUCUUUCUCUGUUAUCGGUUAGUCAGAAUGGUUUUUGUUUAUGUUUAUGAAGAUGUUUUCCAGUAAUGUUUUUGAAGUGCUUAUACGAGCUCGUAUUAAGUAAAUAAAAAAUGUUAUUCUCUCUCGGUUGAUCGGAAGCGUUAUUCGUAAUAUUUAUCAGGUUUUGUUUCUUUUUUAUGUUUAUUGGAAGUAUUUUGGUUUUAAUCAGAAUAGUUAAAUGUGAAUAUCAGAAGGUGCUUGUUUACAUGUUUUUAUGUGCCCGGAAGUGAGAGCAUAUAGUCGCCACCUUGUCCGUUUGUUCGUCUGUCCAUCUGUCCGUCCGUCCGUUGUGCUUAUCCGGAGCAUUAUUGAAAACCCUAGUACAUAAUAUGUUUAAACAGCACACAGUGGUAGUGGGCAUGGAGGCGGAGUUUAGUGUAAAAGAACCAUUACUCUGUUUUGUCCCGUUUUUUAAUAAUCUCCCCUUUUAGAAAAAAAUCUUAUCCUGAGUAUAACAUGUAAGCCCUUGGAGAUUAUUUGUUUAAACUGCACAAAUGAGCAGAGGGCAUCGGGGCGGAGUGCAGUGCGAAAGAACCAUAACUCUAUUUUAUCCCGUUCUUGAAUUAUCUCCCCUUUAAGACAAGUCUUGUCCGAAGCAUAACCUUAAAGCCCUUGGACAUAUUUUUUUAAACUGCACACAGUGGUAGAGGGCAUUGAAGCGGACAGUAGUGCCAAUAUAUAUCUGUAUAUUACCCCCUUUUUGAAAAAUCUUGUUUCACUUUGAACUUUGACCGUGACAUAGCUCUGAAACCGUAUGAGGUAUCAACAAGAAAUUUUGUAGGUAGAUAUAUUUCAUUAGAUGAAUAUGCAGUGCAAAAGAACAGUAACUCUUCCUUUCUCAAUUUUGGAGUUUUUGCCGCCCUUCGUCCAUUUUUACACUUUGAACACUGUCCAGGACAAAGCUCUGAAAGUACAAUAGAUAUGAACAAGAUACUUUGAUAGAUCUCAUAAGGUAGAUAGAUGUGCAGUGCAAAAGAACCAUAACUCUGCCUUGCCUAAUUUUGGAGUUAUUGUCCUUUGUUUAUUUUUACACUUUUGACAUUGUCAGGGACAUGACUCUGAAACUUUAGGAGAUAUAAACAAGAACCUUUGUAGGCACAUAAAUCUCAUAAGUUAGAUUAACAGUAGAAAACAUUAACAACCAUAACUCUGCCUUGUCUAACUUUGGAGUUAUUUCCCUUUGUUCAUUUUUUUUAUUUUGAACAUUGUCCAUGACAUUUGUCAAGAGGUAUCAACAAGAAACUUAGUCGGUAGAUAGAUCUCAUUGAGUAGACGUGUAGUGCAAAGAACAGUUACUCUGUCUUGUCUAAAUUUUUAAUUAUUUUAUUUUGAAAUUUGUCCGAGACAUAACUGAAACUACAUAAGGUAUAUUUUUCUGUGCCCAAAACGUAUUCGGGAAGCAUCACCCGGUUCAAGGUUCAACCGGCUCUUGUAUAGAAAUGUUUUUAGAUAAAAUGCUUUCUUUACAACUGGGAUUUUAUUCUCAGAAAUCAUAUUAUUUUUGUAUAUUAUCCAUUUAGCAUUUCAUAACAGGUGUAAAGAUAUGUAUGGAUGUGAAUGUGUAUGUAUUUUCAGUUUUUUUUAAUGUGUGCGUCUUAUAUUUCAUUUAAAUGUUGAUUGUUCUUAUUGAUAUAGGUUUUUCAUUUGAAACGACAGACCAUUUUUUCUGUUUAAGGCCUAUAAAAAGUAACAGUGCCAAACAAACCAUAUUUCAGGGAAAUAUAUGCAUAUUUUUACAAAAUAAAGCCUCACUAAGGUUAUAUAAGUAAAAUGCACCGCUUAUGACGAAUGGCAUGUACAUAGAUUAAAUUAAAAACUUUUUUUUUUGCUAAAAUUGUAAAAGUUAAAAGUAAAAGUAGUUAGAUACUCUUUUUACUUUUAUAUUCUUUUUAUAUGUUGACGUUGCUACAUUUUAAGUUAAGUAGCUGGUAUUUUUAUUCAUUUUCUUGCCUUUCGUUAUUUUAAAAGGUAAAAUUGCUGUUCGGUCCAACUGUGCUUAAUAAAUUGUGCAUACUAAUAUUUUAAUGUUCUUUAGUAAUGCUUAAGUAUUAUCUGUAAAGGAUACAUAAUUGAGCCGCGUCACGACAAAACCAACAUAGUGAGUUUGCGACCAGCAUGGAUCCAGACAAGCCUGCGCAUCCGCGCAGUCUGAUAAGGAUCCAUGAUGUUCGCUAUCAGUUUCUCUACUUGUUAUAGAAUAUGUAAGCGAACAGCAUGGAUCCUGAUCAGACUGCGCGGAUGCGCAGGCUGGUCUGGAUCCAUGCUGGUCGCCAACCCAUUAUGUUGGUUUUGUCAUGGCGCGGCUCACAUGUUGAAUGAAGAAUAAAUUCAAAUGAAAACAAUAAAGGAAUGUAACAAUUUUAGAUUUUGAAAAGUAAAGUUUUUUUUAUAUUUCUUGUUCUCAUUUCUUUGCGAUUUUCAAAUCGGGAAUGAUUUUACUUUUUAAUAUUGUAACCACAUUUAUCUGUGUAGAUCCGGAUUGCAGAUCAUAAUUUUAUUUCUUGUAAAUUAUAUAGAGUCGUAAAAACUAGGUACCGGUAUUUCUAUAUAUGGAAUUAUGAUACCAUAGUUUGACAAUUUUAUCUUAUCAAAGAUGUAAUAACAGAAAAUGUACUUUAAUUUUACAAAAAUAUAUAUUUAAACAAAAAUUUUGGAUUGAAUAAAACGUUUUUUUAUUUACAUUUAAUGUGAGUUUCUUUGCAUAGACAUCUUUAUAAAGUAACUGUAUAUUCUUGUUAAGAAAAAUGUAAUUGGAAGCCUGUUGUUCUUUACUUUAUUUUCUUGUUGUGUAAAUGAAAAAGGAAUUCAAUAGAAAUUUAUUUAUUAAAGCAUGGGUAAGGGUAAAUCAAGAGGAUUUUUAUAUUUCAACCCUUUGAAAUGUUAAAAUAUUUCUAACGUUUUAUUUCUAAAAACUGUCAUUUUUGUCUGGGACGACAAAUAUCAUACAUGUAUAUCACAAUAGCAAAAUGUCGAAUUAUUAGGGCAAACAUAUAUACCAUCAAAAUAUUGGAGAAAGCAACAUUGUAUGGACUAUGAUUAAGACAUUUACAACCAAACUAUAAUCAGAUCGCUAAGAAAAUGUAUUUGUAUUUUUACGAAGCGUCCUCGAAUAGUUAAUAUACAGAAAUAUUUAACAUUUCAAAUUCUUUAAAAAAAUAACUGAAACGUUAGAACACAUUUUUAAACCAUUAGUCCCACUUAUGAACCUAAGAACGUAUUAUUGGUAAAAUAAUUUUGUUUUCUUCGGACGGACCAUGAAUUCCUUCAGACGAUAGAAGGUUCCCAGGUUGGGAGUCGUCAUUAGACCUUUCCAUUUGUCUCUGACUAUAAAUUCAACCAUGAAUGUCCUUGAAACUGAUAUAAAUAUACCAGACCAAAAGACUGAAAUAGUUAAUACUUGUUUUAUAUUUUGUGCCUUCUGAAAGGUGAACCAAGUUCGGUAAUGAUGUGCUGAAUAAGUUAAGUACAAAAUUUAACAUUUGUGUCUACUUUGAAAGUCUCUGUAGGUAUUGUUAUAUUGAUAUACCUUCAAUCAAAUAAUGCAUAUAACAUGUAUAAUAUAUUGUUGCUUGUAUCCAUGCCAUGCUUAUUCAUAACAUUGUGUAGCAAUCUAUAUCAAAUUGUAAUGUGCAUGGAUUGGUAUGUUAAAUGUUUUUGUUAUGUACGAUAGUCUAUUAUUUUAUCUUAAUAAAUUUUAUCAUCGUAA